This is a messenger RNA of Dermacentor albipictus, 1104 nucleotides long. The record is from RefSeq and is a predicted model, not a curated record. NCBI's taxonomy places the organism in Eukaryota, Metazoa, Arthropoda, Arachnida, Ixodida, Ixodidae.
GAGAGUCUGCACCUGUCAACACUGUCGAACUCGCGUAACAACAAGCCUCAAAGCUCAGGCUUAGAAAGCGCAGUAACAAUAUCCGUUUCUCCGCCUUGCGGAAAACGACAUCCAGCAACCGCUGGUCCGUGACAUACGCACACGUCGACAACAUGGAGGAAGACUUGCAGAGCGUAGCGCGGCGAGAACUCGGAGAAACGCCAGAAGUGAAACGCGAGUCCUUGGCUCAAUUGCGGGAGCUUCUCGAAGAAGAAGUUGACCUCGUUGUUCCACCAGAUGACGUGCUAGUCAUGUUUCUCCGUUCCAAGAAGUACCGGGUGAAAGAUGCGUUCAAGAUGAUCACAAAGUACUUCCGGGCGCGCAGGGAUGUACCGCAGUACUUCGAUAACCUGACGCCAUCGACAAUUCCGUACGAGACGUUCUUCCAUGACCACAAGCUCAUCAUGUUUGCCAGGGACUCGCAAGGACGAGCAGUGGGCUACCUUAAAUUUGGUGCUUGGAACACCAGCAUCUGCUCCUUGGACGACCUGAUGAGGUGCGCGCUAGUAGCUACGGAAUCCAACCUGCGUGACGAAGAGACACAGAUACGUGGCCUCGUUGCUGUCAUAGAUCUCAAAGGCUUCAGUGCUCACCACUUGCUGCAGAUGACGCCGCGGUACAUGAGGAGGGUCAUCGCCAUUGGACAGGACUCACUCCCGAUCCGGAUAAAGGGAGUCUACUACCUCAACACUCCAGCUGUCUUCAGGAUACUGCACGCAUUUGUCAAGCCAUUCCUCUCGGCAAAAGUGUUGAGCAGGUUGCAGUACCUUGCGGGUGGCAUUUCGGAACUUCGCGGCGUUGUCCCGCCUGAGCUAAUGCCGAAGGAAUUCGGAGGGACACAGGAAGACUUCGACUUCCAGAAACAAGAGAAGUUCUUCCAUAGCAAGGAGGGCUACUUCGAAAAGAUGCUGCAAUGUGGCUAUCAAAGGAAGUGAACGGAACGUUUACACCACGACGACCAAACACUGGUUUUCAAGUGCCAAUGCCGUGCCAAUUUAAACGCAAUCAUUUGCAGCUCACAAGACGUCGUGGAUAUGUAAAUGUGUCAGUCUGCUUGCACUUUUA